Carassius auratus (goldfish) is the source of this 1922-nucleotide messenger RNA. Its product is annotated as stabilizer of axonemal microtubules 2-like. Bases 107 to 1498 code for a protein of 463 amino acids. The transcript is spliced from 4 exons. Lineage: Eukaryota; Metazoa; Chordata; Actinopteri; Cypriniformes; Cyprinidae. Gene Ontology annotation, cellular component: cytoskeleton; centriole; axonemal microtubule. The record is from RefSeq and is a predicted model, not a curated record. Gene Ontology annotation, molecular function: microtubule binding.
GCAAACAUUAGUUGCCGGGGAAACAGAACGCUUAGUACAAGACAACGCCAGCAAGCAGUGCGUAAAGUGAAGAAAAUUGAUAACUAUCCUCAAUAAACCGAGGAAAAUGACACGGCUUUGUAUCUGUGACAUGUGCAGCUGUGGCCGCCACCGUUGCACACACCAGCCCACAGCACUUUACAAGAAAGGCAGUCAGACUAAUGUGUUGUCAGAGUACUCUGAGAAGUAUCCUGCCUAUAAAGGGCAAAUGCGGCCCAAGAGCCUCAAGCCCCAGCUGCAGUAUAAAGCUCAUCAGGACACGAUGGAAGGAACAACCACCUUCAGGAUGGACUAUAUCCCGUAUAUGAUCACCCGUCGCCCUGAGAAGCCGCAGGCCGAGUACAAGCCCAAGCCUGGAGAGAUUGACUUAGGAACGACCUAUAAUCAAGACUUCAACCCUUAUGAAGUGCAACCUUUUGUUCCUUCGCGUCCUAAAGAGAGAGAUUAUGCCACGAAUGCAAAACUGGACACUGUACCCACCUAUACAGAGGAUUUUCGUCAGUGGGAGAUCAGCAGACGGGAACUGACCAAGCAUGACACACCAUAUCAACCCCCUUCUGCAAAGUUUGGGAAUUCCACGACCUUCCAGGAUGAUUUCGUCCACCGAGGCCUCGUGCCACGAGAGAGCUACAAGCCCCCAAACAUAGCCAAGCUAUCCGAUACUCCUUUCGAAAACAUGACCAGCAACAAGCUCUCUUAUGUUCCACACGCUCUAGAAGCCCGGUACAUUAAACCGCCAAUAGAAUACAAACCCAGCAGCCAACCUUUCCAGGACCUCACCACCCAUCGACAAGACUAUCAAGGCCUGCCGAGUCAUCCAACCAAAAGCUGCAAGCCUGAGCUGCUCAAAGCGGCCACCAACAAGCCCUUCCAGGGCAGCACGGAAUUCCGUGAGCGUUUCCAGCAGUGGCCCGUAUCCCUCCGGCAGAUGCAGAAGUCAGUGGAGUACACGAGUCCAACAGAGCACAUGGACCUGACUACCACCUCGCACACAGACUACAUCAAGCACCAAAUCCAGCCCUUUGUUUCCGCCAAACCCUUCUCACUUCCCACUAAGUCCUCCAGGCCCUUUCAGGGCAACACCACCAUGAGAGAUGACUUCCUGCCGUGGGUGGCGCAGCGUCAAAAAAUUAUCCGGAAACAAGAGGAAAUCCAGCGAGCCAGUGGGAAAAUGGAAGAUCUGACCACUUUCAGGGCCCAUUUCAUUCAGCAUGAGCCUCAGCCUAGUUUUAGCUUCAAGCCCCGAAACGCACCGCUGCGGCCCGACGUUCCCCUUCAGAACCAGACCAUGUACAGCACAGAGUUCACACCCAAGAAGAUCAGCUUGUGUCUGGCCGGUUUAGAGUAUCCACCAGGGUUUGUUUUCGAUAAUUGCGAUGAUCGAGGCCACCGCUUCUUCCGCAAGAUGUCGUCCGCUGACAGGAUUGAGACGCCGAAGGAAAUGGUCUUGACAGCUUAGGAAAAUCAUCAGGUUGUUUCUAUAAAAGGAAACUAGCAUGCAAUACGAUCUCUCUAAAUGAUUGUAGUCCUACAGGGAAUCGUACUGAAUUAUGAUUAAAGGUCAAUGUGUUGAACCUUUCAUAAAACAUUGAUUAUGCAUAGUUAAAAAAAAUGUAUUAGGAUGAAACUGCAAAACAGUUUUGUAGGAUAUAUGUAGUGAAAAUACUAUAAGUUGUCAAAUAAAUCAGUUUUUGACAAUACAAAUUAAUACGCUAGUUAAAAUUUUUUGAUUAAUUUAAACCUUUUCUUCAGCAAGAACAAGUAAAAUUAUUCAGAAGUGACAGCAUAGAUAUUUAUAAUGUUACAAAGAAUGUCUAUUAAAAAAAUGCUGUUCUUUUGACUAGUCUUAAAGAAAUAUAAUACUGUUUCCAGAAAAAUAUGAA